AAUUGAGAAUCGGACUCGUUACUGAAAGUUUUCACUAGCAACACGAAAACAAGGAUAAUUUUUUCGUUUUCUCACUUUUCUUAAAAUAUAAACUAGAGGAAGAACACCUAAACAUCAUCGAUAAAUAUAACAGAAGAUCGGAUCAAACAAAUAAAAGUAUUGUUUACUCGAAUCUUUUUCCUGUCCAUCUCUUAUCUAUUUCAUUCGUGGCUGUUAAUUUAUUCAAAACUCCACAAAAGGGAAACCUUCCGAGAAAGAAUAGAAGGAAAGAAAAGAAGAUUAGGAUAAAGGCAAGAAAAUAAGACAGCAAAAAAAGAGAGAGAAAGAAAAAUAGCAUCGUUUUACUUACAAAAGCAAAAGUUUACCUGCAUAAAUUUACAGGAGAGAAGUUGAUUAUAAUUUCGAUCAUAUUGAAUACAUUUUAAUAUUUGCUUAACAUGUUACUGAUUUAAUCAGUUAAGUUAGAGAAGUUAAAGUACAGGGUGUUAUUCAAUUUUCUAUAAGACACUAGAAAGAUCAAAAGAAAGAUAAUUGUUCUAGGAUUAAUAAAUUUUUAUUAAAAAGUGGAUUAUCAUUAAUACUGGUAAUAUUUUCAAAUAUAUCGUAAGAAGAAAAUAUUGCUUAAGAUUUUUCUUUUAAUUAAGUUUAGUCGUCUCCUUGGCAUUGGCCAGAAAAUAUUGGUUUUUUAAAGGCUAAAAAUCCCUUUAUUCGAGCAUUGUGUGUCGAAAAAAAUUCAACACAGCCGUCGAAACAUUAUCUAAUGUUUCUGCUAAUCCAAAUUUUACUUUUUACUUGUACAUUUUGCACUGUUAAUGGUAACCGCUGUGAGUUUCUCUUCUGCAAGCCAGAAUGUAGCUCUUGACGAACCUAUUUUGAAUGGAGCUACUAUAGGAACUUUUACAGCAAGCGGCGCAACAUCCUAUAGUCUUUCCUCCAAUCCUAGUGGUAGUUUUGCUAUUGUUGCCGCUACUGGACAAGUUACAACUACAACGGAUUUGGAUUACGAAGAUGAAGGCGCCUCUAUUUCCUGUGAUGUUACGGCGACCGACGGAGUUAAUACUGAUGUGUUAAGGAUUAAUAUAGCGAUCAAUCCCAAAAAUGAAUUCGAUCCAACCUUUAAAGCUGAUAAUCAAUUCUUACCUGCCUAUGACUCGAGUACGGGUUAUCUAAUACCCGAAAAUUCCGCCAUCGGAUAUGAAAUUGCUACUCUUGGGGCAACUGAUGACGAUGUUGGAUUGGAUGGUGAUUGGACAUUUUCCAUCUCGGGCAGCGGAUCUGAUAAAUUCGUUAUUGAUGCUCAAUCCGGAAAAAUCUAUACAAGUGCAACAUUUCAAAGAGAUGGUUCAAGCGGAGUAACUUCAUACGACAUAACUGUGAAAGUUGAAGACGGUGGUGUUGCCGCCACUGGAGGCGCCAGAUCUACAACAAAGACAAUUAAAAUGGCUAUAACGGAUGUCAACGACGAAAAUCCUACAUUUACUUCUGGUAUUCAUACAGCAAAUUUCUUAGAAACUGUAGCAUCAGGAUCUACACUCACCAUAACACCCACUUUACUCGUUACCGAUGACGAUUCCAUUGGAACCUAUACCUAUACGUUUCUCGAUGGGAAUACACCGGCAUAUUUUACUUUGGACGAUGCAGUUCCAAAAUCACCAGUUAUAAAAUUGGCUCAAGUCGUAAAUCUCGACAAACCACAAAAUCAUGACGCGAGUUAUAGAUUAGUUCUACAGGUUGAUGAUGGAAAUAGUCAUACUGCAACAACAGUUAUUCUCGUUUCAGUAACACCAGUUAACGAACAUACUCCAGUUUUUUCACCUACAACGAACCCCGUAUCAAAAUCUAUUUCUGAAGCUGAAAGUGUUGGAUAUCUUAUUCAUACUGUUACGAGUACAGAUGAUGAUUACGGUGACGAUGGAGUCGUUAAAUACGUCGCUGAUACAAAUCCAAAUAAUUGGUUUGAUGUUGAUGAAAAUAAUGGAGAAGUUAGGCUACGAUCAAAAAUUGAUUACGAUGCCCUUACUGUUGCAGGAAGAACAGUUGAUCUCCUUGUUAGGGUUGAAGAUAAAAGUACUACUAGUGUUCGAUCGGCUACUUUGACUAUCAGUGUAACUAUUACUGAUGUUAGUGAUGAAGAUCCAUCCUGUACUCCUGCUAGUUACGAUACGACUAUUAAUGAAAAUUUGGCUGUAAAUUCGCCUGUUUUAACAAUAACUUGCUCUGAUUCGGAUGUAUCAGAAAAUAUUGCAUUCUCAAUCGACCCUAACACAGAUACUAACUCUAUAUUCCAGAUUCACGCAACAUCCGGAGCAAUCACAAUACAAAACACACCCGACUACGAAACAACUCAGACAUUCAGUCUUGGUAUUGAGGCUGUAAGUGGUCCUGGAGGGAGUGAAAAAACAGUUGUAGUUCCAGUUACCAUUAAUUUAAAUCCUUUAAACGAUGGACCUCCAGCAAUAACGAAUGGUCAAGUUACAAGAGCCGAAGAUGUUGCGGUUGGAGAAAAAAUUUUUCAGUUCUCGGCUAACGAUCCUGAUAAUUCUCCGUCCAACAAUCCUCAUGACGUUACCUCAUAUCGGAUCGAUAGCGUAGACAAUUCUGGAACUGCAAAAUUUACAAUCAAUUCAGUUACAGGAUGGGUUAUAAUUGCAGAAAGUUUAGAUUACGAAACUGCUACUCUUUAUAACAUUGUCGUUAUAGCUAAGGAUGGUGGUAAUUCCGAAAGUACUGCAACUUUAACAGUUACUGUAACAGAUGUGAAUGACUUUGCUCCUGUAUGCAACGAGUAUUCUUUAACUGGCACUAUUCCGGAGGAUUCGAGUGUCAACGAUCCUGUAGCAGGAACUACUCCCACUUGUAGCGAUGCUGACGGAACUACUGAUAAUAAUCAAAUCAAGUAUGAAUUUGCAACUCCUUCGGGAAAUACAAAUGAUGCUUUCAACUUGAACCCUUCCACCGGAGCGAUAACAGUUAAAACAGUUUCUUCUAUUAAUUACGAAGGAGGAGCUAGCUAUAGAGACUUUACUCUUACGGUAAACGUUAUUGAUAAAGCUGGUACGGGAUGUUCUGGAAGUUGUAAAACUGCUACUGUAGAAGUUCGAAUAACAAUCGAACCUGUUAACGAAGCUGAUCCAGUUAUUACGAAUGCAAAUACAUAUACAGCUAGCAUUUCAGAGUCUGCACUUGUUGGCUCAAACGUCGGUCUUCCAGUUGCCGCUUCCGAUGCAGAUCAAGGAAGUUUACACGGAACUCUGAGAUAUGCAAUAACUUCAAAUGAUCAAGGUGACAAUAAAUUUGGAAUUCGUCAAGAUGGUCAAAUAUAUGUCGAAGCUGCUCUUGAACGGGACGGUCUAAGUUUACCUGGAGCAAGAACUUAUAACUUAGUUGUGACAGUCGCUGAUAAUAUACCUGCCAGUCAAAGAGCAGCCACAACGACCUACGUUAUUACAGUUAAUGACGCAAACGAUAAUGCUCCAGUGUUUACUCAAAAUAUAUGGUCCGCUGCAUUGAAUGAACCGGGAGCUGUAAAUGAUGUUGUUAAAAAGGUGACGGCUACCGACGAAGAUGUUGGUACUUUCGGGACCAUAGUUUAUGAAAUAGUUUCCGUAACACCCAGUACACCUGGUCUGUUUAAAGUCGUCGCUGAUGAAAUCCAAUUGGAUAGUCUCUUGGAUUACGAUACUGGUCACAAAACUUUUUCUUUAAUUCUCAGAGCCAAAGAUAGCGAUCCAACGACACCUUUGAGUGCUACGUCCACUUUACAAGUUGUGGUAAAUCCAGUUAAUGAGAAUACUCCUAGUUUUGACCACCCCGCUCAAACGAUAGCUGUUUCGGAGACGAGUGCCCCUGGAGUUAUAUAUACUCUAUCAGCAUCGGAUACAGAUAGCGAGGCUGAUGGUGCAUUGAGAUUUUCAAUGGUAUCACCUACAGAUUCGACACUCUUUGCAAUUGAUUCAACUAGUGGGGCUCUUUCAACACUUCAAUCGUUAGAUUACGAAGCAACCGUUCAGACUUACACCUUGGUUUUGAGAGUUUCAGAUAACUAUGGCAAUACGGGAAAUCUAAAUGCUCAAAUUACGUUUACAAUCAAUGUUCAAGAUGAAAAUGAUAAUUUUCCAACUUUCGCUCAAACCGUCUACACAUUAAAUAUUGACGAAUCUUUUGCUGCUAAUACACUAGUUCCGUCUGGUACAAUUACUGCCACGGAUGCAGAUAGCGGUGCCAAUGCUGCUUUGACGUAUUCUAUUUACGGCGGAACCGGUCAGACUAGUUUUGUAAUAAACGCUGCUACUGGCGCAAUUUCGACUGCAGCCUCUCCCGGCUUGGAUCAUGAAAAUAGACAGAUUCACGCAUUAUUAAUUCGAGCUGUGGAUGGUGGUACUCCUGCUAAAACAGGUCAAACAGUCGUUAAUAUUAACGUGAACGAUGUUAAUGACAAUACACCCGAAUUCUUACCGAACAACCUCCAAGCAUCUGUAGAUGAAAAUUCAGCAGCUGUUACAGACAUUGUUACGUUAACGCUAAGAGAUUUGGAUUUAACUGGGAUAAAUAUUCAACAAGCCGUUUCUAUAACAACAAAUCCAUCAUCAAGAUUUCAAAUAUCUUAUACACCUUCUGCUGUACAAACUACUUAUCCAAUUUUACAAACAGCCGUUAGCCUUAACAGAGAAGUACAAUCAACGUAUGUUGUGGUUAUAGAAGCAGUAGAUACCGGAACUAAUCCUUCAGCUUUAACUGGAACAGUAUCCGUUACCGUAACGGUCAACGAUAUUAAUGAUAAUACACCAGUGAUUACUAGUACAGGUCAUACUGUGAGCGUUUACGAAAAUACAACUAUUGGCUCUGUUAUUAUUGAUGUGGACGCUACCGAUAGCGAUACUGGAGAUAAUGCUGCAUUGACCUACACAAUAGCUUCCGGAGAUGCUUUAGGGCAUUUCAUGAUUGACGCCGGCACAGGAAUAUUAAGUUUAAAGACAUCGCUAAAUUACGAAGCAAAUAUAGUACACAAUCCAGUAGUUGUUGUUUCCGAUAGAGGAAGCCCAUCGCUUUCAGUAACUGUAACUUUAACUGUAAGCGUUGUGGAUAAUAACGAUAACUCACCACAAAUACCCUCUACUUAUACAUUCAAUAUUGCCGAAAACGCUCCAAUCGAUACAAGGAUCGGUCAAAUAGCAGCAACGGAUGCUGACUCGAAUAAUAAUGCAGCAAUUCAAUACCAAAUCGUCUCAACUGUCUCAGGACCAGCUGACAGUUUUCGAAUAGAUAUCUCCAGCGGUGCCAUAUUCACAAAAACUAUCAAUUUGAAUAGAGAAGGAGUUAGCACCUAUAAAUUAUUGUGCAGAGCAACUGAUGGUGGAAGUCCACCGCUUCAUUCCGAUACAAUUGUUACUAUCAACUUGCUGGAUGAAAAUGAUAAUAAGCCAGUAUUUACGAAAAGCAAUCACAAGGUCAAUCUGGUAGAGCAUACGAAACCGGGAGUGUUUCUAGUACAAAUAGAAGCAACCGAUUAUGAUCAAAGUGUAAAUGCUAAACUAAUUUUUUAUAUUGAUCCGUUGAAUAACGUUUCAAAUUCAUUUUUCGAAAUUGACGCCAUUUCAGGAAAUGUUACAUUAAAAAAGGAAAUUGAUCGGGAAACCGACGGAGAUCAAUUCAAUUUUAAAGUUUACGCUAAAGAUUCUGGUCUUUCGCCUCUUUUCAAUUGGGUUUGGGUUACUGUUAAUAUUGUCGAUAUCAAUGACCAUACACCGACCUUUAGUGCCGCAAAUUACUCAACUGAAGUUGCUUAUAAUGAAGCGUCAAAUUAUACGAUUCUCCAGUUGACCGUUACCGACAAGGAUAAGGGUUUCAAUUCCGACUUGGUCUUUACUCAAAAUGGAGCAAAAAAUAUAUUCAAUAUGGAUAUUAAAAAGGGAAAAUUUUCCCUAGUCUCUGGAGUAACCUUACCAAUUUCAACCAAAUACACUUUUAGUGUAGACGUUACCGAUUUGGGUACUCCUAAGAGAGGAUCUCAAACCUACGUAAGAAUUGAUUCAUUCAAUCCAGAUUCGGUUAUAGUGAGAAUCGAAUUGAAUCUUGAAGUUGACGAAUAUAAAUCGAAAAGAGCAGGUCUGAUUAAUGAAUUGACAACGGCUUGUAAGACCAAAUACCCUACUUGCCAAGUAAAACAUUGGAAAUAUUCAAAGAGAAGAGCCCAAAAUAUACUAUUAAGUAAUAGAAGAAGGCUAUUGCAAGUAACGACAACAAAUCUAGAAUUGGAAUAUAUCAACGAAUAUAUUUAUGCAGUACUAGACGAUGGUACAGGGUCCAAUGAUGCCAAAAAAAUAUUAGCCAAAAAUGAAUUAUUAAGGUCUAAUUUCGAUACUUAUAAAAUCAACGCGGUCCAUCCGUACAAGGAAGAUUCAACUACUACACCCUGGAUUGAAACAACUACUGGAAUUGCGGUUGUUGCAACUUGUGCGGGAGUUGGCCUCAUACUUAUUAUUGCCCUUAUCGUAUUCCUCAUUUACUGGUGUUGCAUUCGAGAGAGGCUUUUUAUACCAGAAAACCGCCCUGUUACAGCUGUAAGGCGUCCUAAACCUAAAACGAAUAUGUUUCGCGAAAAUGGACGACCAACAACACCAAUAGUAGUGGUUCCUGCGAAGGACAACAACGGAAAGAAAUCUAUACCUCCUACAGACACUUCGUUUGAAAAGUCAAAAGCAACGAAUGAAAUAUAUUCGAAAUCCUCGUGGGGAAACAGAGGUUCGAGAUCAAUAACACCAGUUUUAACCCCAGAAGCAAAUUAUGAUAAACAGGCCGUGGAUCCAACAACUGGAAAAAUGUACGAAUAUAAUUCAAAGACAGGAGAGAGACGAUGGCUUCAAGAUCGGGAUGGAAAUUCAGUAAUGAAGAAAGGAAUGAACUUUUAA
Dimorphilus gyrociliatus is the source of this 6908-nucleotide messenger RNA. The record is from the annotation of a GenBank genome assembly. NCBI's taxonomy places the organism in Eukaryota, Metazoa, Annelida, Polychaeta, Dinophilidae.